This is a messenger RNA of Fusarium oxysporum Fo47, 1158 nucleotides long. RefSeq lists its product as uncharacterized. The record is from RefSeq and is a predicted model, not a curated record. The coding region runs from base 220 to 1032 and encodes 270 amino acids. Lineage: Eukaryota; Fungi; Ascomycota; Sordariomycetes; Hypocreales; Nectriaceae. The transcript has a single exon.
AAAAGACUCGUUCUUCCUCUCAGCUCAGCUCACUCUCUCUAUAAAUCAUCAAUCUUCAACAUAUCAGCUCCACACGUGGUUCUGUGGCUUGCUAUAACCCCCACGUGUCAUCACCAACCUCUUGUAUCGCGUGUUGAUCACUACGAUAUACAUAUACAUACAGUAUAACCAUAACCAUAAGGGUAUUCACCUUUAUGGUUACUCAUCGAUCACUUUAUCAUGAAACAUAACAACAACGUCAGACUUCUCGCUGUUCUCGCAGACCCAGAAUCAGACGAGAAGAGCGAGUAUCGCUUCCUCGUCGACGGCGCUCACGUAAGAUACGUCACACUAGACGGGGGUCUCAUAGACCCUGAACAUCGCACAUACGAGCCAAAACUCCUCCCUCAACUCCCUGUAUUUCCCCCCGGGGACUGGAACGAGGGCCGUGUCGGAAAGGACGGGCAUACAGGGAAGCCUUUCUUCUGCGAGACGAGAAGAAGCAGUCUGCCUGGAAUUGGAAAUGUCUGGCAUGAUGUUAUGGUAGAUCAUCUUGAGCUCCGCCAAAUCGAGCGUGUGCGCCAAACACUCUAUCGUGUAUCGCAUCCUUCCUCUAAGACACCGGUACUGGCAAAGUUUGCGCAGUUUCCAUGGGAGAUUCCUUACUUCGCUGCUGAGACGACUUCGUACGAAUGGAUUCACGGUCAAGGCAUCGGUCCUGAGUUUCUCGGUCAUAUUCACGAGAACGGGCGAGUCAUUGGUUUCCUCCUCGAAGAGAUUCACAAUGCUCGGACUGCAGAACCUGAAGAUCUCGCCGCAUGCCAGCGAAGUCUGCAAAAACUGCAUGAUCUGGGUAUUGUACAUGGCGAUAUCAACAAGCACAACUUCCUCAUCAGACAAGACGGCGAUGCUGUCCUCAUCGACUUCGAGACAGCCUACAAGUGCACAGAUCCAGAUAUACUAGAUGAAGAGUAUCGACAUGUCAAAGAGAGUCUGGAAGAUACAUCAGGGCGUGGAGGAGCAGGUAUGGCGAGCGAUUCAAGUUCAGAUUAAAUGGGUUAUGAGUAUACGGAUCACGGUACAACAUAGUACCACAUGUGCAACAGGUUUUCAUCACGAAUAACAGGCGUUAUGUUUUUCUGAUACCAGGGUAUACAACAAAUGUCAAUUUAUCUUAUU